AUGCGGGGUAUUAGAAGACUAUUAGUUUUCUGUACAUUAACAACAAUAUUACCGAUUAUACUUCUUGUAACACCUUUGUAUCUACGACAUAAUUUUUAUGCCAAUGUUGCAUAUACUGUAACUGAGUCUGAUAUCCUGGAGAUUGCUGAUGGAGUUUCUACAAUAUUUUGCUCAGAGCUUACUUUACAAAUGAAUAGAACCUUCAAUGCAUUUCAAAUCUCACACAAACCGGAAAUAACUUCGUAUAAAAAGCAUAUACGUCUUAAGAAAAGUAUGACCAUACCAGAUGACACUCUAGAGUAUUGGGGAUUUUAUCUCUUACAAGGAGCAAGUGUAGCGCUUUCUGUUUGUUCAAGGUUCGAAGGAGCUUCCAUAUUACUUGUUAAAGGGGAACGUAAUCUACGAACGUGUGGUAUGCUAGAACACAAUCACAACGAGCAAAUUGUUGAAAAUAUAUUUUUACCAGAAGCGAAGCAACAAGUUAAAGUAAUAUUUACAUCGAACACCGAGGAAGCUACAUCCCAAAAGAAUCCUAUUAAAAAUAAAUUAUCACGGAAUGUUACUCCGAAAGCUACCAACGAAGUUCUUACUGAUUUACAUAGGAAUAUAAGUAACAACGUAUUGUUCAACAAAGAGAUCCGUGUAAAGAAACUGAAAGAAUCGAUGGAAAGUACAAAAACUACAGCAUCACCUCUGGAAGAUACUGUGUAUAAUACGAGAAAACUGAGGCAUACCAAAAAGAGAGGGUACACUAGAGAGAUGGAAGAAAAAAGAAGAAAUAUGUUGCAACAGACGGAAAUAAACCGUAGUUUAGAAAAGCACAGUGUAGAUAGUAUUAACAAGGAAAGAAAAAUGGAGAAUACAGUGUCCAAUAAAAGAGUUAAAAGGAAUCAAGAAUUUAUUCAGCCACCAUUUCUACUUGAUCAAGGCGUUAAACACGGUGGAAAUGCUGUUAUAAAUACAACAGAUAUAGAAAAUGAUUCUUCUAUAUCCAGUUUUGAAAACGAUCUCCUCAAAUGUUAUGGUGGUUCGAUUCUUAUGGCGCAAGAAUUCGCACCAUCCGAACAGUGCACGAAUGUCACUUAUUUGCUUAGCGGGAAACACAUGCAAGCGACCCAGAAUAUUGUCGAAAGUGGUUAUUAUUAUUACAUUUUUUACAGCGACAAUGAUAUCGUGUCAAACGAUAUACACGCGGUGUUCGAUAUUUACAAACCCGUUCUUCAGUAUGAGAAUGUAACAAAAUCGUGUAUAAAUCAAACGGAAUGUUCCUUUUCAGUAAGUCUGCUCUCAGCGGACAGAGUAAUCGUUGAAGUACCAACCAAGGAUGGUGUUGAAUAUGAAAUAGACGAUGGUAGCUUACUUCUGUCAAUUUGUCAACCACGUAUGGAAGUGUAUAUCGUUUUUCCUAUCGCAGUAUUACUUCUAAUCCUUACUUGUGCUUUCAUAUAA
Molecule: messenger RNA, 1449 nt
Organism: Dufourea novaeangliae
Lineage: Eukaryota; Metazoa; Arthropoda; Insecta; Hymenoptera; Halictidae
Exons: 3
Coding region: 1-1449 (482 amino acids)
Source: RefSeq, a predicted model, not a curated record